AUGAACACAUUCAUGAGCGGUAAUGGAUCUCAAGCAUUGAGAUUCUUCAAAUACGUCCCAUCACUAGCACCAGCUGCCGUAUCAAUUGCGCUAUACAGUCUUGUGGCUAUAUACUUGACUGUUCGCAUCUUCAUGUCCAAAAGCCCAAGAUUCUUGUACAUUCUGCCGCUCACUGCCAUAGUGAUAGUCGUUGGGUUUGCAUUCCGUAUUCUGUGCCAUUUCUACACUGAUCUAAACAGAUUCCUCGCCAUGACAUUGCUACUAUUGCUUGCCCCUAAUGCCUUGGCCCUCGUCAAUUAUAAAGCAGUUGGCGAAAUUAUUCGAUUAUCAAACGUCAAGACAAAGUAUUUCUUUCUUCGUCCUCGAUUCGUUACUUGGUUCUUUUUCAGCAGUGAUUUCUUAGCAUUCUUUUUGCAAGGCGCUGGUGGAGGAUUACAAUCUAAUUACAAGUAUAAAGAUAUUGCUGUUGCUAUUACUAUGGUCGGUUUGGCUACUCAACUUUUCUUCUUUGCUUGCUUUGCCGGUAUCACUUUUUAUGUUCAACGCAACCCCAAAUAUCAAUACUAUGUUGAGGGUCAGCCUGAUCCCAAGAAGAAAUUGAUCUGGUGUCUCUAUGUCACUAUUGGCCUCCUCUACGUUCGUUCCAUCUAUCGUUUUGCAGAGUAUGCUACUGGCUAUGGUGGUCCUAUUGCUGUUCUGGAAUGGGCCUUUUACGUUUUUGAUACUAUUGCCAUCUUUCUUAGUUUCCUUGUCUACUGCGUCUUCUUUAUUGGAAACUACCUGCCAAAAUACAAUGCACCUUCUCAAUCACCGGGUGGGGUUGGUAGCUCAAGUAGCCAAACAUUGAAAGGCGAUGUCGAAAGUGGUGAAAAAGUAUAA
Messenger RNA from Mucor velutinosus, 879 nucleotides. RefSeq lists its product as uncharacterized. The coding region runs from base 1 to 879 and encodes 292 amino acids. Gene Ontology annotation, cellular component: membrane. The transcript has a single exon. Lineage: Eukaryota; Fungi; Mucoromycota; Mucoromycetes; Mucorales; Mucoraceae. The record is from RefSeq and is a predicted model, not a curated record.